Messenger RNA from Triplophysa rosa, 1331 nucleotides. RefSeq names its product nudix (nucleoside diphosphate linked moiety X)-type motif 5 (gene nudt5). Gene Ontology annotation, biological process: ribose phosphate metabolic process; nucleoside phosphate metabolic process. Gene Ontology annotation, molecular function: ADP-ribose diphosphatase activity. Bases 176 to 682 code for a protein of 168 amino acids. Gene Ontology annotation, cellular component: nucleus. The record is from RefSeq and is a predicted model, not a curated record. The transcript has 9 exons. Lineage: Eukaryota; Metazoa; Chordata; Actinopteri; Cypriniformes; Nemacheilidae.
UUUCACAGCGAUUUAUCGUUUUGUGAUUUAUAGACGUAUUCGCUAGACUCACACGUUUCUGGUACGUCAACCACUAAUUGAACUCAAUGGAGAUGCCAAGCAUAGAUAAGUUUGUAAUCACUGUAUCUGUACCAGUGCACAUAAUAUAACUGAUCAGCUUCUGUACACAUGCGAGAUGAGCUCUCCAAAGAAAACUACCGAACCUCAUGUUGUCAAAGAGGAGGUGCUUGCGAGUGGAAAAUGGGUAAAGCUGGAAAAGACCACAUAUGUGGAUCCCUCUGGAAGCACAAGGAUUUGGGAAACAGCAAAGAGAACAACCAGAGUAGCUGGCACUGCAGCAGAUGGUGUGGGAAUCAUAGCCCUUUUGAAGAGGACCCUUCACAAGGACUGUGUUGUCAUGGUGAAGCAGUUUAGACCACCGAUGGGAUGUUACACGCUGGAAUUUCCUGCAGGUCUGAUAGAUGAAAAUGAAAGUGCUGAAGCUGCUGCUUUGAGAGAACUAAAGGAAGAAACGGGUUAUAAAGGAGAAGUAGUGGGCAUCACUCCAGUCACAUGUUUAGACCCAGGCCUGUCUAACUGCACUACACAGAUUGUGAUAGUGCACAUUAAUGGAGAUGAUAUUGAAAAUAUAAACCCCACUCAGCAGCUGGGUAAGUAUAGUGCAUUACAUUUAGGCAUUUAGCAGACGCUUUUAUCCAAAGCGACUUACAAGUAUAGUGGUAGUUUUAUUGAUGUUACAUCACUGGACAUGUUGAAAUUCAUACAUUUUAAUCGUUUUUUCUCUGUUUUGUCACCAUUUCCAGGUGAUGGAGAAUUUGUGGAGGUUAUUCUUUUACCUCUAGAUGAAUUUCAACAAAAAAUUGAUGAAUUGCUGCAAAAAGAGAAAAUAGUGGUGGACACCAAGGUGUAUGUUUAUGCUAUGGGGAUGUCCCAGGCAUUCUUCAAGCCCAGAGAAUUGCCUGUGCUGAAACAGUGAGAUUGAGAGAACACAAAACUUUCCCCUGGAUCAAACUGUACACAACUGACAUCUUUUUCUGUUUUUAUGUUACAUACUAUUAUGAUCCCAGGGGAAAAUCAAAUCAAAACGAAACUUGACCAAGGUCUUCGUGUUCUACUAUGGAUACCUGACCAUUCCUAACAAACUAAGAGUACUUAACAGUUUAGUUGUUUUCAUUGUCAGUUUUUAGUCAUUAGCAAAUUAUUAAAUAUUGUGAAUCUAGACCUGAAGUGAACGAGUCAUUCUAAAUACCAUGAUGAAUGCUUAAGAUGCAUUGCCUACGUGAAUAACUGUAUUGAUUUUAUCUAAUAAAUUUGACGUUUGAUUUUGUGAA